Grus americana (Whooping crane) is the source of this 7355-nucleotide messenger RNA. RefSeq names its product centrosome and spindle pole associated protein 1 (gene CSPP1). Bases 3043 to 6723 code for a protein of 1226 amino acids. Lineage: Eukaryota; Metazoa; Chordata; Aves; Gruiformes; Gruidae. Gene Ontology annotation, cellular component: spindle pole; centrosome; microtubule. The record is from RefSeq and is a predicted model, not a curated record. The transcript has 33 exons. Gene Ontology annotation, biological process: positive regulation of cytokinesis.
AUUGCUUUAGAUGAUAAAGUAGAUACGCAAUAGACAGCUAGAUAUAGUGUAUAUGAUGCAAUACGUAUGCACAUAGAUGUUUUGAAUAGCUUGAAUACAGAGACGUGCAUUAUUAACUCUGUUUAGGCAUAGAUCCAAUUAAAAUCUCAUGUUCAAAGUUGACUUAUUUUCUGGAACAUAUAUAUGCAUUCUAUUGCCUGGUAUAUUUGCUGAAGUUGAAGUCUACCUAGCUGACUCUGUAAUUAUUCAGAAUUACUUUUGUGAAAACUUCCAGCUUAAAAGGGAAAAAAAAAGGUUAUGAAAAACUAAAAUCUUCUUGAAAGUAAACAUACAGAAAAUAUAUUUUUAUGCGACACUUUCAGACAGUAGUUGAGUAUAUAGCAGCAGUAUGUUUAAUGGAAUUUCACAUUGAAUAAUACAAUGUUUUGGGAAUGCAAAUACAUCCAAGAUUUAAAGAUGCAAGAGCUACAGGAAAAGCUGAUCAAUCUAUGCUAUCAAACAUUUUUUUUAAAAUAGUAUUUACCAAAUAUUCUGUUUUCCAAAAAACAUGAAAAAUAUGUUGUUUGCACCUCUUAAUUUUGGGGGCAUAUGGUUUAUCCUUGGGUUUUCAAAUGUUUACAGCAUAUUCUGACUUUCCCUUUUGCUCUAUGCACGUGCCCAUGGAGCAAUUUCUCCAAGCUUAGUUUUGAAUCUGCUACUUGUACUAGUAAUUGCAAGGGUCUAGACAUGCACAAAAUGCAUUCAGACACAUUGCUAAAGUUAAAAUAGGUUAUUUUGUUUUGAAGUGGUUUUAUAGUGCCAGGCUUUAGCUUGGUACGUUUGUGCAGUUAUACAAAGCCAGUUUGAAGUUAAUGGUUUGCUGUGAGUUUAGUGCUGUCACCUCCAAAAGAGUUCACUGCAUAACGAGGGGCUGUGGUAGCGCAUUCUUCAGAUAGAAAUGUAUUGUUUCUUUAUUUUUAUUGUGAUUAGUCGUGAUCUCUGCACUUGAUACAGUGGAUGAUGAAAUUGAUUAAUAUUCACUAUGAUACUUGCUUAAAUACUGGUAUAUUUUCUGAACUUUGCAGUGUAUAUGCAUCACAUUCAAAUUGUCAGUCUUUUGCUUAGAAUAUGUAAGAAAUUUUGAUUUUUUUUUUCUUUCAGUAUAGUAUACUGGUUUUGCUUAUCUUAAAGUUUGCACUCAUGCAUAUUUUAAGAUGAUCAGCUCAAGCAGAAGGAUGUAAGACAUAAAAUGUCUAGCUAUUUUUCUAAGAGGCAUUUGGCCACUUUUCCUGGCUAUUUAGCUGUAUUAAAGGUAUACUGCAUCAACAGUGCUGUAGCAUUUGUUGUCUUAGUGUUCUCCAAGGCCUGGAGUUGUGAGCUUUCUUCAUACCAAUUGUAUUGCCUGUGUAGUUCAACUGUAACCAUUUUGUCUUUGUUUUUUAAUUUCUUAUAUUGCCUUUUUGAGCAAUAUAAUGAAUAUAAAAUAUUGCUCUUUUGAGCAAUAUGAUAGGAGUGCAGAAUGCUAGAAUAUUCAUUGUGUUCCUCGCGCUAGAUAGAAAAUAUACUGCAAAUACUCCUUUCCUUACACUGUGUCUCAGGUUUGGUGCCAUUCCAAUACAGUGGAAACAGUUCUACAGUUUAUAAGUGUUAUUGUAAAUAGAGGUAAGAAAUGCAGAUGUUACAGUCAAUGAGCUUUCGGGAAGGCUUCUCACAGUGCCUCCUUCUACAUGUGGUGAUUUUACUCUUGGUGGACAUGCAGCACUGGAUAGGUGAUGAGACCAACUUUUAAAUUCUUUAAUAUGACAAGUUGUUUCACCCAUUCAGAACAGUUUUUUCAUUAUUCUUAUGUAACCUAAUAGGCUAAAUAAAAUUUAUCAGUGCCUGGAAACUUACCCUCUUUUAGAUUUCUUUUAUCCUUUGUCACUGUGCAGAGCUAAUGAGAUUAGAGAUUUAGGACAAAUCAGAUGGGAGAAUUUAUUUUUGGAAUUGAUUGUCCUGUAUUACCACUAGGAGUUGUAAAUAGGCUGUCCUAGUUCUGCCUCCUUUGUAACAAUGUUACAAUUUUAUGUUAUGAAUCAAAAAAUGGCAUUAACAUAAGAGGAAAAAGUUUAAAGGAAUAUAUUUUAAGGAAUACAUCAAGCAGAUGUAUUCCUUAAGUUAGCAUGCAAUUACUGGAAUUUAUCUCAUGGGAUUUUGACAUUUUUUUCUCUUCAUCUUAUAGUAAGCACUUAUUGCAGUCUCUCUGGUCACAUUAUUUUAUGUUUACCUAUGCAGUAUCUUAUUCCGCUGGUCUUUGAGGUGGUUUGGUUGUGGGUUUUUUUAAAUGCUUUGAUCCUCUUCCUGAAAGUGUUUUCUAAUAUACUUUUAUCAUAGGCCUAUUGUUUACUUCAUACAAUCUGUAGGCUUUAGAAAGAUACUGAAUUAGCCUCAAUAAAACUGCUUUACAAUCUGAGUGUAGAUACCGGAUGUAAUGGGUUUGUUUAGGAGCCUGCAGAAGCAAUCCUAUUGCUUAAGUUGUGUGGGUAGUAUUAGAGGGAUUUGAGGGUCAUAAUUUUCUUCUAAGUUUCAUGGUUCCUUUGAUCGUGGAAUAUAACAUACAGAUUUUUUUACCUGUAGGCUUAGUUUUGCAAAACUUCUCCUCCAGUGGAGUUGGUGAAAAUGCUGAGUGGAGAAUAGGAUAAGGUGGCUUGUAUGCAGUCAUUGGUUUUGUCUUUCUUCUUGCCAUGGUUACGUAGUACGCAGCUUUGCAGGAUUUUUAGUUCCAAUAAGACUAUCCUAACAAAGAGUAUUCAAAGUCUGAGUGUGUGCCUUACCUUCUGUACAGUUCCAUUGUCAUGAAUUUGAUUCACUUUAAUUUUUAUUAUGAGGUUAUCUAGGAGCAGCAGUAUACAAUAUGUUGCACUAAUAAGAUGAUUAAAUUUCUGCUCUGAAGGGCUUUCAGUUAAAUAGGCAAGAUGCACAACUAAUGGAAGAAAGAAUUGUAGCUGUUCUUAUUGCCUCUGCUAUUUUAUUGGUACAGGAGGUAAUGAUACACUGUUGUCUCCAACUCCAGAAACACUGUAAAUGAUGGCUGAUGAUUUAGACAAAUUUAUUGAAGAUCAGAAGGCCAAGUUGGCACAAGAUAAGGCGGAACUUGAAAAUGAUCCACCUUACAUGGAAAUGAGGAAUAAGGAAUCAGAGAAGCUUUCUGAGACUAGCAAAAUGUUAAUCUCCAUGGCUAAAGAAAAUAUACCUCCAAAUAGUCAACAGAACUAUCCUUUAGGUGACUAUGGCUUGAGUUUACCUCUUGGCGAAGAAUAUGAACGGAAAAAACAUAAACUCAAAGAGGAGCUUCGACAAGAUUAUAGGCGAUAUCUUUCUCAGGGUAUUUCACAGGCAAAAAGAAAGAAAAAUUAUCUGACUACUGGUGAAGUAGAUCCAUAUACUCAGGGAUUAUCUCUUCCUAUUGAUGAGCGAAGAUCUGCCAAGGAGAAACUACGGCUUGAAAGAAACAAGGAGUACAAUCAGUAUCUCAGGGAUAAAGAAGAAUGGAAUGAAAGGCUAAGGAAAUUAGGGAAGAAAAAUACAGAGAAUGAGAUGGACAGGAAUAAAAAAGUUAUUGCCGUUACCACGCUCCAGCCAGAACUACAUACAGAAGUACAGCCCUGUAAUACAGGUGCAGAACCUCCCAGGAAGGAUGCUUUUACUUCUACAGAAGGUUAUGAAGAACUGCUAAAUAAGAGAUGGCUGGAGGAAGACAGGUAUCAUAGGUUAGAUGAUGAGGUUGAAUUAAGAAGUCGACUAUUAAAUAAAAGACUCGAUGAAGAUUUGGAUGUUCCCAAUCGAAGACAUCGUGGAUUUGCUAGCCAAUCUGUAAUUCCUAUUAGGAAGCAUCACAGACUUGAUGAGGAUCAUGAUUUUGGUAGAAGAUAUUACAGAAUGGACUGUGAUCCUGAGAUAAGUGAAGAAAUGGACCCUAGAUUUAGAUGUGAAAGCGCUUAUGACAGAAAAACUCCCCGGGUUUUUUAUGCUGAAAGGCCCUAUCUGGAUGGAAUAGCAAGAGAUCUACCUGCAGAUUAUGAAGAUGACUUAAAGGAGAGAGCACAUAUGCAGCAGAUCUCAAGAACUGGAAAUUCUAGAAAUCAGGUACAAAUUAGUUCUGCAGUUAAUGAACAGGCCAAGUCUGCAGCUGAAGUGCCAUAUGCAACAGGGCUUGUUGUUGGUGGUCAGGACCGAGAACUUCUCCAAAGGAAAAAAGAGAAAUACAGGCAAGAGCUAAUAGAACAGAUGGCUGAGCAGCAGCGAAAUAAGAGACGUGAGAAGGAACUUGAGCUCUCAGUUGCUGCUUCUGGAGCUCGAGACCCAGAAAAGAAGCUAAGUGAUGAGGAGCCAAAUAGAUUGAGGCAGUUUGGCUUGACAGUGAGAGCUUCUGAAGAGAACAUACCUCCUGAAAGGCCUAGGGUGGCUUUCCAAACUCCGGUGCCCGUCCCUUCAGCCUCUCCAGUGAAUGAGGACUUUCACAGGGGGCUGGCCAGCACCCUCGGUGAAAUAGCAGCUCCCAGGCUCGCGCCGUUGCCACCACCUCCACCACCAGUUUUGACAGACAACUAUAGAACGCCUUAUGAUGAUGCAUAUUACUUUUACGGGGUUAGAAAUCCUUUGGAUCCCAAUCUUGCAUAUUACGGUACAGGUAUGAUGGGAAUGCAACCUACACCUAAUCCGGAUCCUCCUCUAGGCCAAGCCCCAGUAGAGCGAUCUGUAAGUAACAUUGGACAGAGGAAUACAGGAGACAGACAAAGAAGCAUAGGAGUAUUUUCUGAAGAAAAAACAAAGCCUUCCAAAGAGGCAACAUUAUCUUAUCAACAGGAAUUACAACAGCAGAUAAGAGAGAGAGAAGAACGACGGAAGCAAGAGAGAGAGGAGAAGGAACGUUAUGAAGCCAAGUUAGAAGCAGAAAUGAGGAAUUAUAAUCCUUGGGGAAGAGGUGGUGGUGGCGCUCCUCUCAGAGAUGCAAAAGGAAAUUUGAUAACGGACUUGAAUAUGAUGCACAAGCAAAACGAAGAUGCAUUUCAUAAUCCACAGGCAAGACUAUAUGAAGAUAAAAGGGCUAUUGUAUCUGUUGACCUAAGUUUGGCCUCCCCAAGACCUGAGAACACAGAAGCAUCUACACAUAAAAUAGCAGGUUUUACAUUUGCACAGACGUCUCCUUUUGCUCGAGGUAAUGUGUUUGGUGAACCGCCAUCUCCACAGCAUCUUAAGCGACAAGAGUCGUACAAGAACUUUCUUCGUCUGCAGAUCGAAGAAAAGAGACGUAGGGAAGAAGCAGAGCGAGAAAAACUUAGAAUGGAAGAAGAAAAAGAAGAAAAACGACUAGCUGAACAGAGGAUGAGAAUUCAAAAAGCAUAUGAAGAUGAACAAGAAGAGAAGAGAAAGAAAGAGGAGGAGCGAAGAUUGAAAAAUAAAGAAAUAAUUCGAUUAGAUGAAGAGAGGCAAAAAGAGGCAGAAAAAAGAAGAAAAGAAAAAGAAGAAAAGCAAGAUGAACAGCUUAGACAAUAUUUUGAGAAAGAAAAGAUGGAAGAGGAAAAGAAGAUGUUUUCAAGGCAGCCUACUCCCAUCAUUUCUGCUCUUCAGAACAAAUCAAUAAGAAAAGAAGAAAGGAUUCCCUCUGCUGAGAGCCAUAUAUCUUACUAUGCACAAGAUCCUCCACAGCCAAGGGUUCCUUCUCCACCUGUCCCUGCUAGAAGAAAUCAGUUGCGUGCUUUUGAGGAAAGAAAGAAUGUGAUAAAUGAAUUAUCAGAGAUGAGGAAACAGCUUCGUAGCGAAGAGAGGCGACUGCAGGAACAGUUGCUAAAUGUGGCCAGUGAUGAUGAUGUACCGAUUGCACGCAGGAGGAGAGAGAAGAAUCCAAAGGACAUAUUUGAGAUGGCCAGGCUUCGUCUGCAGGCUCCAGUAAAGCGGCCUUCGUCAAAGGAGGCACAAGAUCCUGUCAAUAUACAGAAUAUCUGGGAAUUUAAUGAACUUAAAUACAAAGAUUCUGAAACACGUAUGGGCUUGAGGCACAUGUAUCCUGAUCCUCCAAAAGAUGACCAGACUCUAGAGAUCCAGCAGCAGGCACUGUUGAGGGAGCAGCAGAAGAAACUUGACAGAAUGAGAAUGAGGAGAGAAACAGAAGAUGAUUCUGCUUCUGGCGGUAGCCCACAAACCAUGGGACUGUUCAGGAAUGAAUCUAAUGAAUUCUUGAAAAAUUCACUGUUGGAAUCGGAUAGCGCUUUUAUCGAUGCUAAUGGGGAAACGUUUCCUGCCUUAGGAGAAGUUAAUUUAUCACCACAGCUUCCACUGUCUGCAAGGGAGAGGAGACGAAUAAAGCAGAAAGUGUUAGAGCGCGCUGAGGAUGUUCCACCGAACCAGACACCGUUGCUACAGCCUGACGGCUUUUCUUUGCACUCAAACUUCAGCCUCAAUGUUGAUCAGCUGAAAGGCAAGAAUGAGGAACGAUUGCGCAGACUGACUGAGCUCCAGCAGAAAUCUGCUUACUUGGGUGACAGCAUUUCCUUAGGAGAAGCAGACGAUCUUCUGAAGCGCGCUCCAUCGGACGCCAGCAGACGGCCCAGUUCCGUUGACACAGUCGCAACAGAGCCCUGGCUGCGACCAGGAACUUCAGAGACGCUCCAAAGGUUCAUGGCUGAGCAGUCAAGCCCAGCAAAGCUUUCACCCGAAAACACGCUCCCACUUAGCUGGCAAGGCCUCUCGACAGCGCAUGGCUGACCGGAGCCCUGUGCGAGCCAGCUGUGCCUCGCAGCAGGGGGGGAUGCAGGGUUUGGCACUACUGCACUUUCCAGGGGCUCCUCUCAGGAUUUGUUCUUUUCCAUGGUCAUGGUGUGGAGCUGUAUGUAUAAUUUAAAAUAGCAAUAAUAAGGUAACAGAAGCUGCAGGGUAAUGGAGGUAUAGAGCAGGGAUGGCUUGUCUUACAUGACAUGGGAAGCAGAGGAAGAGUUGGGCAGUUUUUGCACUUUUUAUACAAGUUUCAUUUCAGCCUCAGAGCUGGACUUACCCCUGAGUGUGUGUGUGUGUGAAUUUGAUAUUAAAUCAAAGUUAAUUUUUAGCUUUGUUUAUAGCUACACUCCAAAACUGUCUGGCAAUAGAGUAACCCAACAGCUGAGGUACAGUUUAAGUUUCUACCAAAAGAGUAAGUAACUUGGAGAAGGGCACUUGCCUUUCAUCCAGUGAUGAGUGCUACCCUGCAUGAAAGCUCAGCAAACAGUUUCAUGGAAAAAUGACUCUUAGCAAUGUAUCUUGUGUUCCUUAACCUGUUAUGUGCUGGAAAUACAGAUAGUGUUGCAUAUAUUUAAUUUAUGGUUCUGAUUUAAGAGUUAAUAAAUUAUUUUGUUACUAAAAAU